AUGCCCUCAUUGAAAAGUUUAGAAUUUUAUGAUCUUCUACCAGAAGAUCCAAAAUUGUAUGAUAAAAUGAGACCUCCUAAAAAAGAUGGACAAGCUACUACUGUUUAUUUUCAUGUUACUGUUAUGGGUUUAGAUUCUAUUGAUGAAACUUCAAUGACAUAUGCUGCUGAUAUUUUUUUCGCUCAAACAUGGAAAGAUAAUAGACUACGGCUUCCUGAAAAUAUGACUUCUGAAUACAGAUUAUUAGAAGUUGAUUGGCUAAAAAAAAUGUGGAGACCGGAUUCGUUUUUUAAAAAUGCUAAAUCGGUAACGUUUCAAACUAUGACAAUACCCAAUCACUAUUUAUGGCUUUAUAAAGAUAAAACAAUUCUGUAUAUGGUCAAGUUGACACUAAAAUUAUCAUGCGCGAUGAAUUUUUUAAUUUAUCCUCAUGAUACUCAAGAAUGUAAACUUCAAAUGGAGAGUUUGUCGCACACAACGGAUGAAAUGAUCUUCCAGUGGGAUCCAGAUGUACCCCUGGUUGUUGAUGAGAACAUUGAGCUACCACAAUUGCAGCUUGUUAAGAACUAUACUGCUGACUGCACUCAAGUUUACUCGACAGGUAAUUUUACAUGUCUUGAAGUUAUAUUUGUAUUGAAGCGACGACUCGGUUACUAUCUCUUUCAUACAUAUGUACCAACAUGUUUAAUUGUUAUUAUGUCGUGGGUAUCGUUUUGGAUAAAACCCGAAGCUGCACCAGCCCGAGUAACUCUUGGUGUAACAUCUCUUCUAACUUUAUCAACGCAGCAUGCUAAAAGUCAAGCAUCUUUACCUCCUGUGUCGUAUCUAAAAGCGGUGGAUGCUUUUAUGUCUGUAUGUACGAUAUUCGUAUUCAUGGCGCUUAUGGAGUAUUGUUUAGUAAAUAUUGUACUGGGUGAUAAUGAUGCCCCUUCAGCACCAAAACCACCACCUCCGCCACCGGCCACUACGUCAACUAGUACUGGUGAUUCAAAACUUGAUAAAAUAUUUGAUAUUGCUUCUAAGGAUAACGCAAUGUUAUUAUCGGGUCGGUCACAGAAGUCUGCAAAUUUAACACCGCCUCCAGGUCUUACGCCUGCUCAAAGAGCAAGACUACGAGCCUUAAACAUUGAUCGGGUUUCACGAGUAUUUUUCCCAUUCCUCUUUGCUCUACUUAACGUCACUUACUGGAUAAUGUUCGCUAAAUACAUCUAG
This is a messenger RNA of Microplitis demolitor, 1212 nucleotides long. It is a transcript of the gene Hiscl1, whose product is annotated as glycine receptor subunit alpha-2. The coding region runs from base 1 to 1212 and encodes 403 amino acids. Gene Ontology annotation, cellular component: synapse; neuron projection; membrane. Gene Ontology annotation, molecular function: extracellular ligand-gated monoatomic ion channel activity; transmembrane signaling receptor activity; chloride channel activity. Gene Ontology annotation, biological process: signal transduction; chloride transmembrane transport; nervous system process. NCBI's taxonomy places the organism in Eukaryota, Metazoa, Arthropoda, Insecta, Hymenoptera, Braconidae. The record is from RefSeq and is a predicted model, not a curated record. The transcript is spliced from 9 exons.